Messenger RNA from Telopea speciosissima, 2467 nucleotides. RefSeq names its product probable beta-D-xylosidase 5. Gene Ontology annotation, cellular component: plant-type cell wall. Gene Ontology annotation, biological process: xylan catabolic process; arabinan catabolic process. Gene Ontology annotation, molecular function: alpha-L-arabinofuranosidase activity; xylan 1,4-beta-xylosidase activity. Lineage: Eukaryota; Viridiplantae; Streptophyta; Magnoliopsida; Proteales; Proteaceae. The transcript is spliced from 5 exons. Bases 97 to 2406 code for a protein of 769 amino acids. The record is from RefSeq and is a predicted model, not a curated record.
AAGAAGUGUAAUAAUCACUUGGUCUUGGCACUUUGCCUAUCAAUACUUCUCUCAAUCCCUCUCAAAACCUUCCAAUUUGCAUGCGAUAAGACUGUUAUGGACAUAAGCAAUCUAGCAUUCUGUAACACUUCUUUAUCUUACGAGGACAGGGCAAAAGACUUGGUGUCACGCCUUAGCCUUACAGAGAAGGUGCAGCAACUAGUGAACACCGCCACCGGCGUGUCGAGGCUCGGCGUGCCGGGUUAUGAGUGGUGGUCAGAAGCACUCCAUGGUGUAUCUAACACCGGACCAGGUGUCCAUUUCAAUGCUACCGUGCCCGGUGCUACUAGUUUCCCUGCCGUCAUUUUAUCGGCGGCGACGUUUAAUUCUUCACUGUGGUAUGAGAUGGGGCGUGUGGUGUCGACGGAGGCGAGGGCCAUGUACAAUGUUGGGCUUGCAGGGUUGACGUAUUGGAGUCCUAAUGUGAAUGUGUUUCGUGAUCCAAGGUGGGGGAGAGGCCAAGAGACCCCUGGUGAGGACCCCACGGUGGUGUCCAAAUAUGCCGUCAAGUAUGUCCGUGGGCUGCAGGAGACUGCCGAGGAAGGGAAGGUUAGGAGUGAUGCGCAUAAGCCUCUCAAGGUUUCAAGUUGUUGUAAGCACUACACUGCCUAUGAUUUGGAUAAUUGGAAAGGCAAUGAUCGUUUUCACUUCGACGCUAAGGUAACGAAGCAAGACAUGGAGGAUACAUUUCAGCCACCAUUCAAGAGCUGUGUAGUGGAGGGAGGGGUGAGCAGUGUUAUGUGUUCAUAUAACAGGGUGAAUGGGGUACCCACCUGUGCCGACCCAGACCUCCUCAAAGGUGUCAUCAGAGGUCAAUGGGAUUUGGAUGGAUAUAUUGUUUCUGAUUGCGACUCCAUCAAUGUAUUCUACAACUCCAUCCACUACACUUCAACACCAGAAGAUGCUGUUGCCUUGGCUCUGAAAGCAGGCUUAAACAUGAACUGUGGGGAUUACCUAGGCAAGUACACAGAGAAUGCAGUCAAGUUAGGAAAAGUUGAAGAAUCAGUUGUAGACCAGGCCUUGAUAUACAACUACAUCGUUCUCUUGAGGCUUGGCUACUUCGAUGGAGACCAAACUCAACUCCCAUUUGGAAAACUUGGACUCUCAGAUAUAUGUACUAAUGAUCACCAAAAUCUGGCCCUAGAAGCUGCUACGCAAGGAAUAGUUUUGCUGGACAACGAUGGCUCCCUUCCUUUGUCCCCUAACAAGGCCAAAAAUUUAGCAGUUAUAGGACCCAAUGGUAAUGCCACUCAGGUUAUGAUAAGCAAUUACGCCGGUAUCCCUUGUGGGUACAUUAGCCCUUUACAAGGGCUACAGAAGUAUGUCUCGUCUGUGACUUAUGAGCCAGGCUGUGCUGAUGUGAAGUGCAGUGAUGGGAGUCAAAUCGACGCUGCUGCUAAGGCUGCAGCCACAGCUGAUGCGGUGGUUGUGAUUGUGGGACUUGAUCAGUCAAUUGAAGCUGAAGGUUUGGAUAGAGUGAACUUGACUUUGCCAGGACAGCAAGAGAGCCUUGUGAUGAAUGUAGCGAAGGCAGCAACAGGGCCAGUAGUUCUUGCUAUUAUGUCGGCCGGUCCUAUUGAUAUAUCUUUUGCAAAGAAUGAGAGCAAGAUUGUGGGGAUCUUGUGGGUCGGUUACCCUGGUCAGUUUGGAGGAGAGGCCAUUGCUCAAGUCAUGUUUGGAGAUUAUAAUCCAGGUGGAAGGUUACCAGUAACAUGGUAUCCACAAGAGUACGUAGACAAGGUGCCUAUGACAGACAUGAACAUGAGAGCUAACAGCACAGCAAACUUCCCAGGAAGAACAUACAGAUUCUACACAGGCCCAACUAUCUACGAAUUUGGACAUGGGCUCAGCUACUCCAUAUUCACCAAAUUUAUAAAAUCAGCUCCAUCAAACUUACAACUCCCACUGAACCCAUCUCAUGGGCUGGAUCCACUUCCCAUCUUCUCUUCCAAAUGGGCUUUUUUUAACUUGGCCCAAACUGAACGGAUGUUGGACUUGGACCACAUCAAAUGUGAGGGAUUACAGUUUGAUGUGGAGAUAGCAGUGAAGAAUGAGGGAGACAUGGAUGGGUCACAUGUGGUUUUGAUGUUUUGGAAGCCACCAAGUCCAGUGGUGGUAAAUGGGCCUCCAAAUACACAAUUGAUUGGGUUUGAGAGGGUGGAGGUGAAGAGAGGAAAGAGUGAGACUGUGAGGUUGCAAGUAGAUGUUUGUAAGGACCUUACUAUGGUAGAUGUUGAAGGGAAGAGGAAGUUAGCCUUGGGACAGCAUACACUCAUGGUUGGUUCCUCCAGUGAGCACCAAGUGAAGCAUUAUCUGUAUCUCAGGUUGCCUAAAGAAAACAAGGGAGGUGCUAUCUCAUAUGUGUAGUAGUAGUAGUCGUAGUAGUAAUAGGAGAAAUCUAAUUAUCUAAUCUAUGUUGUAGUGUAGU